Porites evermanni is the source of this 5487-nucleotide messenger RNA. Lineage: Eukaryota; Metazoa; Cnidaria; Anthozoa; Scleractinia; Poritidae. The record is from the annotation of a GenBank genome assembly.
AUGGCGUCCCUGCUUGCUUCGGUUUACAAUUACCUCAGCCUUGGCAAUGUUUUUCUGCUGUUACUUUUGCUGUUCCUUCUCCAUUACCUGAUGGUGCUUUACGAGUUCAGAAACAUGCCACCCGGUCCACGCUUAACAACCCUCCCCGUUCUUGGAAACAUCUUCUCUCUUGACCAUAAGGCGGAACGAUUUCCGGAAACCUUUAGAAGGUCAGCACCUCUAGUAAUUAAAAAUGGUCAGUACGGUGGUUAAGUCAGGUAGUUAAGCAUGCCUGGGGGUACGAAAACGCAAAGCGCAAAGGCGUUAUGCAUUGCAUGAUGAGAGUUUUUAAAAUGCAAGACGUAUGAUUCCCUAGCAAAGCAAAGGUCUCCCACGGCGAGGCAAAAACGCUGCUGCAAGCAGGGAAAACGCAUGACAAAUGCAAUUUACUGUCAACAUUGUGCUAAGAAGUUCACACAUGUUAUCUAUGCAAAAAUGAUUCUAUUUGCCGGCGUCGCGACGCUGGGUACCAGAGGUUUUUUCUCGCGCGCGACGGGAAGCUUCGUUUCGUCGGCCGUAGGCCGACACGUGUUUGGCCAAAGGCCGAAGACACGAUUCGCCGCGAGGAAAAACCACUUUUCGAGCGGGUCACUUUAAGACUUAACCAAAACCGGAAACCGCCCAUGGAAAGCCUCUGGCACCCAGGGUGCGGCGUUGCAUGCUAGAAUCAAAACGAUAGAAUAACAAAAUACAAGUUGAAUCUCUCGAAACAGCCACCUUUGGGACAGAGGAAAUUAAAGAGGCCGUUACAGAGAGGUUUAAUAUUGACUGUCCGCCCAUAAAAGAAGUGGCCGUUGAAAUAUCCUUUUCAAAAAUGUAACUGGUCUUCUUUUAAUAGAACACGUGAGAAAGACGUCCCUGAUAGAAGGGUCACUGGCCUACUCGAGCUUCUCUAGGCGAGCCAACUCUUCAAACAUUUCUUUGUAAAACGUGGCGAACAGCUUGUGCCAACAACAACAACAAUAACAACAAAUACGAAUCAAAAAGUGGGCUCCGCGGGUCACCCCUUUGUGACGGUAGGGUCACCCUCCUAGCCUGGCCAAGUCACUUGGUCAAGAUGAGAUAAUCAGAGCAUGUGCGAGGGCUGUUUUAUACAAACAAAUCACGUGUACGGUAUGCAAGAGCGCUGUUGCGAGAGAACGGUUGAGCGAGUGGCUUUCAUGACUUUCCCAUAGAGAACCUACUUGCAGGCUAUUGCUCGCAGAAACGGCUCAUGCACCAAAGUUAUAGCCUCCUCGCAGAUGUCCUAUGGGGUUCGUUCGUCACGCAUUCAUUUCUCCCCAACGGACGACGUCCGUGGGGGAGAAAUGAAUGCGUGACAAACGAACCCCAAAGGACGUCUGCGGGGAGGCUACGAAAGUUAGCGUUAAAACAUAAAUAAAUAAACAAGAAGAAUAAGAGAAGAAGCACAUCCCCCUCCACAAAAAUUUAAUGGAGGAGUAUGGUUAAAAGCAUUGUUUUUCAUUUAUUUCCGCCCUUUUUCUCAAAUAUCUAGCAAAAUCUCAUUCAAUCAUAAAAUGACUCAAUUAUUUUGGACUCCUUGGCUCAAUAAUUUUUGGAGAAGUUUUGGCUUCUCUCUUUUCGAAUGUUUUCAACGCAGAAAAAAUAGAAAUAUUGGAUUUUGGGGGUUGUUAAAAAUUAAAAUAUGAAGGGAAUAAUUAGUAAAAAAUAGUAGAUAGUCCACUACCACAAUAAGGUGCCCGUGAUCCUAUAAGCGGACUAACUGGUUGAUGUGUAUACCUUCUCUGCCCUAAUUUAUUUCCUUCCCAAAUCUACAUCACUCCAUCCCCCUCCCCCUAAAAAACAAAACAAAAACAAAAACAAAAACAAAACACCCAGACUGCCCUCUUAAUGGUCGACCAUUCACUUGCCUAUCGCCACGAGAGGAUUUUUCGCUGCGAAUGCAAUCAACGAAAGCAUAAGCCCAUCCUAAAGAGAAAUAAAACUUCUCUUCACCUGGUAAAUCAGUUCAUUGUGCUCUCCAUUUGCAACGCAAAACCCUUCCUUUCACUUUCCUAAAACUUUUACAUUGUAGCCUUCAAGACAAGUACAACGGUAUUUUUUCCGUGAAACUUGGAAGCUUCAAGGCGGUUAUGGCAAGUUCCUCCGAGGCUGUCAAAGAAGUUCUGGUGAAGAAGUCGGCUGAUUACGCUGGAAGACCGCAAAUGCACGUUUUUUAUGUGUCUACACUAGGUAUGUUUAAAGUUCAGUCCACGGACGCAACAACUCCUAACAUUGUUGAGGCAACAAUGUUGGAGGUUGUUACGUCCGUGUUGGCAGAGGUGUGGAAGCGGAUGCAACAACUUCCAACAAUGUUGGACCAGUAGUGCAUCGUGGGAAGGAUACAACCUAUAAGACUUUGUAAACUCCGAGGAGACCCCACGUAAUGCGCGUGCGUGGCCCCAACAAUGACGAAAGAGCUGUACAAACGGGUCCAAAAUUGUUGCGUUACGCUUCGGAGAUCACAAAAGUUGACCCAACGAUGUUGGGAGUUGUUGCGUCCGUUUGCACGUACCUUAAAGAAUUUAGUUUUCCCGAUUAUGUACCUCUGGAUGAGCUGUAACAGCUAAAUUCAUCUUCACCCAAAAUCCAAAUUUAUCUGCCUUAAUUAACCCUUUAAAUCCUAAAAUCGAAAUCGAAGUUCUCGCGAUCGCUUGUUAACGCAGUAAAUGGAAGUAGAAGGGAGAAGUUUUUCUAGGUAUAAAUCCAUCUUGUAAGAUCAUAUCCAUAAUUCUUGUUGAGACUACAUUCUUUCAUACCACAGUAAUGUAACAAGGAGAAAUUUGAUGCUGGUCACUCUUUGGGCUAUAAAAAGGGUGAAAACAAAUCAACAUAAACCUGAUUAACUAACAAAUCAGUCACUUUUUUCGCGGCGGAUGCCUCUAGGUGACGAUGAUUAGCAUCGUCUGAGUAUGAGGCGUUUCUGCGUGGAAAGAAGGAAAUAAAAGCGCUUUCUCCUAAGUAAGGCCUUAUACUCGCACCAUGAUCAACCUUUUUUGUAUGAAUUGAUUGACUAGAUAGAUAUACAUUAGGUAGGGUCACACAAUAGGCAAGUCACGUUAGAAAAUGCAAUCAACUGUUCACGUACAAUUUGUGUAUUAAACAAACAAUUCAUUAACCUGCGAAUACAGCCCGACAGUUGUAUCUACUCGCUCCUCGCUAAUAGGGAUGUUUCAUGGGAGACACGUCUGCGCCUUACCGACAGAAAUUCCUUACUGAUGACCCAAAGCCUGUCCAGAAUAAUUGAUGGGCGUGGUAGUUGUUUUCAGCUAUGUUGUUUACGAGUGAUAGACAAAAGACAAAAUUCAUAAAGACUGAAUUUUAACGGGAUAUAUCAUUCUACUGCAAAACAGUCAGUAUUCGUCGAAUAUGUUCUUCAGAAGAAGAAGCAAGUGAGUUUUGCUGCCGCUCGUUCGCAGAAGAACUUAAAACUCUACUAUAAUAAAGACCAGGAGAAACGUAAAUCCAACAAAUUUAAACUCGGAACACCAUGGCUACAAGUUUAGUUAUGAAAACAUUGAUUUACAUCAUCAGUAUGGAAUAAGAUCAUUGAGAACGAGCGCUGCAGGCGAUCAUCUCGACCGAGUCGAACUUGAAGUUGACUGGUCUAUCUCCGCUACUUAGGGGACAGGGCAUGGUUUGGGAUGAGGCGAGGAAAAUUCGUAUUCUAUUAACAUGCCUCCCUUCUCCGACGCCCGCCCCAGUGGGUUCAUUUGAAACCAAUUGCACAAUGACUGCCAGUGAGGACUCAACCUCGUUCCCAGGUGCUCUCUCCUCGGGUAGGAGAGAACCCUGGAGGCGAGGUUGGUGAGGACUGUGAACAGUCUAUCUCUCCCGCGAAACGUUCCUCGCGAGCGAGGAGCCACUGCUUUGCAGAAGUUUCAUGAUGCAAACUACCGUAUUUAUUCGAAUAAGCGCCCAACCUCGAACAAGCGCCCACCCCCUCUUCCUCCCAAUCAAACUCAAAUAAGCGCUCACCCCCACCCCACCCACUUGAAUGAAUAAAUUCUAAUAAGAGACUUCCCCAAGGACCGAGUUUUCUUCAGAGUAUUUUACAGAAAGCUUGCUUUAUUACUUCUUCGCGUUUUGUAAUUAGCAUUUAUUGUUUUGUUGCAAAAUAAACAUACUUCACUUGCUUGGAAAUGGUGAAAAUUUAAUAAGCGCCCAGCCUCGAAUAAGCGCCCACUCUCAAGGUCCAAAAAUUUAAUAAGCGCCCUGGGCGGUUAAUCGAAUAAAUACGGUACUGCUUUAUGGUAAGCAAACAACGGUUUUCGUAUUACAGGAGGGAAAGACAUAGUUUUUGGUCAAGGUCCUGCUUGGAGGUUCUAUCGAAAACUGUUCACAACAGCUUUGCGCCAAUACCUCUCGAACUCUCCUCUGAUUGAACAAAGAGUCACAACACAGAACAACAAACUGGUAAAGGUCAUAGAAAAACAAGCUGGAAAACCUUUCGAUCCUGCAGAUUGCUUGCAGAGAAGUGUUGCCGACGUUAUCUGUGGAAUUACUUUCAAAGACGGCACCGACACAACGAACCCAGACAUGGACGAACUUCUUAAGCUAAAUGUUAUGUUUGCUGCCAGCGCGGAUGACGCUCAGUUGGCUCUAGUCCUUAAUUUUUUUUCGUGGGCACGUCACCUGCCCAUAAAUGGAUCUGAUCGUAUCAUCCAGCUAUUUUUUAAGAUGCACGAUAUCAUUCGAAAACUACUCAGGGAGAGAAAAGAAACUUUUGACCCGACCGAACCAGUGGAAGAUUUUAUGUCAGCAUUGCUUAAAGCCCAACACGACUUCGAGGAAGAAUGUGAGAACGCUGAAGAGAGAUCUGCUCUGCUUUCUGAAGACCACUUCAUCGCGGCAAUUGAGGAUAUGUUUUUUGCUGGUUACGAAACCACCAGCACGAUAUUGAGAUUUGCCCUUGCUUUCUUAGCCAAUAAUCCAAAAUACCAAGAAGAAAUACAACACCAGUUAGAUGAAGUGCUUGGGAGUCGCAGACCCUCGUUGGACGAUCGCCCGAAAUUGCCACUCGUUCAAGCAACGAUCUUGGAAGUACUGAGGCUUGGAAACGUUCUGCCUCUAGCAGUUCCUCAUGUAGCGAUCAACGACACAACUCUCGGCGGAUACCGUGUCCCGAAGAGUACAAUUGUCUAUCCUAACACAGAAGCUGUUCAUCUUGAUCCCAAAUGUUGGGACAACCCGACCGUGUUCAAUCCGUACCGCCACGUAGACGCAGAAGGCAAGCUGAUCACCAACCAAGGAAAUUUCUACCCCUUUGGAGCUGGUCGCCGCUCUUGCGCUGGUGAAUCUCUGGCCAAGGUUGAGCUGUUCUUGUUUUCCUCGUGGUUGCUGCAGAGCUUUACUUUUGUUCCGGGGGACGGACAUCCCCCCAAACCCAAAGCAGGUCUUGUCCAGUUUCCUUCUUCCUACACCAUACGUGCCAUCAAAAGGAAGUGA